This is a messenger RNA of Pectinophora gossypiella (pink bollworm), 501 nucleotides long. RefSeq lists its product as uncharacterized. The record is from RefSeq and is a predicted model, not a curated record. Bases 1 to 501 code for a protein of 166 amino acids. The transcript has a single exon. Lineage: Eukaryota; Metazoa; Arthropoda; Insecta; Lepidoptera; Gelechiidae.
AUGGGACAGAAGAGUAUCUUAAAUGCGUACUGUCCUCUAUCAACCCGUUGCUGCUUCUGCGUAAAUCUUAGAUAUGGCACCAUAGCAAUUGCCGUGCUGGGCUUUCUGAUGAGUAUAUUUUAUAUGGCGUUGUUGGACGCUGAGGAGUUCCUGAAGGACUACGUCGGCAUGCACCCGGUGACGGCACUCAUCAUAGUUCACACCUACGCUAUUUUAGGAGUUCUCAUGAAUGCCAUAAAUAUUAUACUAUUUGCAGCAUCGUUCACAUAUAAUGAAUUCUACAUUCUCAUGUAUUUAUGGUUUGCUAUUAUAUUUUUUAUUUUUGACUUCCUUAUGGUAAUGAUCACGACCAUUGCUGCCCUAAGUGCCAAGAAAGCCUUAUUUGCCGUAGCCAUAUUUUGUGGCGAUAUUGCUUAUUGGGUAAUUCUCUAUAAUUUUGCUUUCCCAGCGGUAAAUGGGUUCAGACGAAGCAUACAUACUGUAGUCAUAUUUUUGGGGUAA